GACUCAAAAGCUGUUUAUACAGUAUAAUUUACGGUCGUACAUCGUAUUUUACAAAUAUGACCAAACUACCCCUCUGGUUUGCUAAUAAAUAUCAAGCUCCAACAAUGCAAUUCUUCCCUUUUCCCCUUCUAAUUUCUCUCAUCUCUCUAUUAGAAAAAAUAUUAGCAAUUAUGUUGUCCACUGUACCGGCCUUCUCAUUCUCGGAACCGGGUUUGGUUAAUCAAUUCUCGGGUUUCCAAACCGGGUUCACUCCUUGGGAAUGGGGCUGCUCUGAUCUCUUUUCCGUGGACCAAAUGUUUCUUGAACCGGCCGUCCCGAGUCCUUGUGAUGGUGAAUCCGACACUGGUUCUGUCAAAAUUAAUUCCGGUUCUCAUGACAUGAAAACCGGUUCUGACGUUUCUUGUGCCGGUUUCGUCAAAACUAAUUCCAGUUUUGAUGACGCCAACAGAUCAAACGGUCUACCGUGCUCUCAAGCAGACGAACCGGAUUCGGACGACUCAAAACAAUUGACAGCCAUCUCAAAUUUCGGUUCGGGAGAGCAUAACCGUAACCGGAAAAAAUUGAUCCAACCGGAGAUGACCGACGAGCGGAAGAGGAAGAGGAUGGAAUCAAACCGGGAAUCAGCGAAACGGUCGAGGAUGCGUAAACAAAGUCACAUAGAUAACUUACGGGACCAAGUAAACCGGCUCGAUUUAGAAAACCGCGAGCUCGGGAACCGGCUCCAGUUAGUUUUGUACCAGCUUCAACGAGUGAAUUCCGACAAUAACAGGCUCGUGACAGAACAAGAGAUUCUCCGGUUGAGAUUGUCGGAGAUGCGUCGGAUUCUGAUCAUAAGACAGCUUCAACAACGGCAACAAUGGGAACUACAUAACCGGAGAAUGAUCAUGACUGAACAAAACCACCCCCAUCUUUAAUGAUCGAUCAAAUUAUUUAAGAAAAUAUAUAUAUAUAUAUAUAUAUCAAGAAACUUAGAACAAUACCCAAAAAAAAAAUCAAAGCAAAAAAAUCUCUCUCUGUGUCUCUCUAUCUCUCUAUGUAAAUGAAAUGAAAGGUUAGGAAGAGAAAAUGAUAGUUUUCUAAUUUUCCUUUCCACUUUCCCUUUUUCUAUCUGUGACUCUAAGAGAAGAAGAAAAACAAAAGAGAUUUUUAUUUUGGUUUUCUUUUUCCCACUGUCGUGUGAGUCGUGUAUGAUAAAUAACUAAAAAGAGUUUAAUAAAGUAAUACAAUGAUUUACAUUAUUACUUAGUGGAAAGGCUUUA
This is a messenger RNA of Arabidopsis lyrata subsp. lyrata, 1259 nucleotides long. RefSeq names its product basic leucine zipper 63. The record is from RefSeq and is a predicted model, not a curated record. Bases 57 to 914 code for a protein of 285 amino acids. Gene Ontology annotation, biological process: positive regulation of DNA-templated transcription. Gene Ontology annotation, cellular component: nucleus. Gene Ontology annotation, molecular function: transcription cis-regulatory region binding; DNA-binding transcription factor activity. Lineage: Eukaryota; Viridiplantae; Streptophyta; Magnoliopsida; Brassicales; Brassicaceae. The transcript has a single exon.